UUUGUUUCAGUGCAGGCGCUGCUGCUGUUCUGGCACUGCGCGGGGAAACCUCCGUAUCAGCAUCGGCUUGUUUUUAUCGCUUCUGAGGAAACGCCUUGCUUCCUGACCUUACUGCCUCAGAUUCCCGCGGUGUGAGUGAGAAAUCUGAGUGGGAUAUUCAUAAAUACAUGGUGCUGGAGCGAUAAACGGAGGUCUGCGGUCUGCAGCACAACCCAUCUUCUGAAAAUACGAUCACAGAAGCGAGGAAAACCCAACGCCCUUUACAGACCGACUUUGUAUACCUGUCUCGAAAGAUGUGCAAUGGAGAUAAAAGAUGCUUUUAUGUGUUCACAUGCUUUUUUAUUUCUUUUUCUUUUUUUUUAGGAUAAGCAAAGCUCCCUUGUUUCACUGACACAUUAAGGUGCGUCUUCUAUGUGUGGUGAGGCCGAUUGCAUGUUUUAUGGAACACCUAAUGGGAUCAUGACCUGAUCUUAUUCUUCAUUUUCAAAGUCAGCCCAACUGGAAGCUAAAUAACGAAUGCAACUGGAGAAAUUACUGCAUGAAACCAUCAAGCUGGUCCUCAAAUGCAUGGAAAGCCUUUGCCUUUCCAGAUAGGCGAGGUUGCUAUGUGAUUUAUUGAUUGUCAUAUAUUAGUCAUAAGAUGGGGAACGGUUUCUCCAACAUUGCCGCAUUCCAGUCCUUGCACAUUGUGAUGCUUGGGUUGGAUUCGGCUGGGAAAACCACGGUGCUCUACCGCUUAAAGUUUAAUGAAUUUGUCAACACCGUUCCCACCAUUGGCUUCAACACUGAGAAGAUCAAACUCAGCAAUGGCACCGCCAAAGGGAUCAGCUGUCAUUUCUGGGACGUUGGUGGCCAGGAGAAGUUGAGACCUUUGUGGAAGUCCUACAGCCGGUGCACGGAUGGUAUUAUUUACGUGGUGGACUCCGUAGAUGUCGACAGACUUGAGGAAGCCAAAACGGAACUGCAUAAAGUCACCAAAUUCGCAGAGAACCAAGGAACUCCUCUACUGGUGAUCGCCAAUAAGCAGGACCUUCCCAAAUCCCUCACGGUUAAUGAGAUAGAGAAGCACUUGGCACUCCAUGAACUCAGUCCAUCCACAACCUACCACGUCCAACCGGCCUGUGCUAUCAUAGGCGAGGGACUCCCUGAGGGAAUGGACAAACUAUAUGAGAUGAUUGUCAAAAGAAGGAAAUCACUGAAGCAGAAGAAGAAACGAUAGAUAGUUGUGGACACAUGUAGAGAGUACAAUUUGAAUUUGGAUUGUUGACUCUCGAAAUUUAAGCAUUGCCAUAAAAGAUAUGACAGGUGUUGCCUUGGUGUGCAAGAACUGCUAACACUUUAGGAUAAAUUUUAUCAUUGAUUUUAACAAAUAUAUCGCACAAAAGAUCAUUAGUUGAUGUACAUUCAUUUUAGAAAUUUCAUGAAACUUUGAUUCAGAUGUUUGAUAAGUAUUUAGACAGAAUCUGAAUGAGCAUGAACUACUGGUUUGUUUAAAAGUGAUGCGUGUAAUUUUUCCGACGUUAAAAUACUUUUUUUUCCAAAAAACCCUAGUUCAAUGUGCAGAGACAACUUUAAGGAAACUAUUCUUAGGUUGAUUUCUCUGAAAAAUGUAAACAUUUACACGUUUACAAGCACUUUAAAAGUUUGAUUUCAGUCGGACUAAAACAAUAUAUAUAUAUUUUUUAAAUGUCAUGCAAAUGCCUGUCCUACUGUGUUCAUGUCCUACUGAAAUCGUAUGAUUUUUUUGUAAUUUUGUGGAUGUUAAAAUACUUUCUCAUAUCACAGUUUAAUAAGCAGAUACAGCUAUAGGUAAGCUAUUCAUACGUUGAUUUCCACAAAAAGUGUAAACACGCAGUAUGUUACAUGCACUCGUACCAGUCCAAUUUUUGCAUAAUUUCUGGAUGUUAAAUGCUUUCUUUUACCCCAUUUUAAUAAGCAGAGACAACUAUGUAAAUUUUUCGUAGGUUGAUUUCCGUGAAAAAUGUGAACAUGCAGUACGUUUACAUGCACUUAAAAAGUUCACUUUCAGUCAGACUAAGACAAUAAUUUCAUGUAAACGGUUUAGUCCAACUGAACUCGCACCAUUCCGAUUUUUGCGUAAUGUUGUGAAUGUUUAAAUACUUCUAUUUCAGUUUAAUGUGCAGUAUAUAUACAGCAUAUAUAAGUACAUUGAUUUAUAAGUACAUUUUAUGUAGGUUGAUUUCUCUGAAAAUUGAAAACAUUCACACAUUUACUUAAAAGUUUGAUUUCAGUUGGACUAAAACAGUAAUUUGUCUUUUAAAAAUGUAAACGUUUUAGUCUGACUGAAAUUGUACCAGUCGAAGUCAUGUAUACACAUUGAUCAGACCGCAAUUAGCCUUGGUGUGUGCGCGUGCGCAUGCUUUAAAAUACGUGCGACAUGUACUAAACCCGGCGUAUCUGUCAUUCUUCAUUCAAAUAUUCUAUUACACAUUGUGUCAUGCAUACUUGGAAAGACAUAAAGAUUAUAGCUUGACUACGCAAAAAACAACUGUAUCUCGAUUUUAAAUGUGCAUGUGAACGUACUGACUAUGGCUCUGUGGCUCUAGCAAAAUAUUGCUCUGUUUGUUUGAGCAUUCAGACAAGCCCAACACUUAAACAUUGGCUCAACCAUUGGAGGGAGUUUGGGGCAUGAGUUGCCUGUUUGUUCGACCAAUGGAAGAUGGAUGGCAUGUUCGGGAAAUCUGUUUGAUGGCACUAGUGGCACAGAAAUUACACACUUCAGCUUUAGGCAUUAUAUGUUUGUUAAUGACUUGAUGGUGAAAGUUAUUAUAAAGUGUUAACCAAGAUUAAAAAGGAAAUUAGAAGUGUUAAUAACACUCAUAUAUAAAAUGAAACAAAAACAAAUGGAAAAAAAGCCUAAAUAAACAUAGAGAUAGAAAACAUAGAACUAGCCAAUAAGUUAAAAUGUAUUAAAAUAAGAGAAAAAAAUGGGCCGGACCCAUAUUGCUGCUUGAUAUUAACCCUAUAAAUAUUGCUUCAAAUUUAAUCGCUAGCCUGUGAUAGCUUUAAUGAUACCCUAUAUGAAAAAUACUUUUGUUACGAAUUCAUUCCUUAAAUAAACUUAAUGCAAUGUUGACGAUUACGCCCACAUGCACCUAUACGUAAAAUUAAACAACGUGUUUUAAAAUUAAACAAUGUUUUGGCUGCCAUGAUAUUGUUAGUUCCUGUUGUUUUUGCUGCAUAUAUAGCAGCGCAUUGAACCAUGCCUACAGUUCCUGCUGCACCAGAAUGGUUUCUACACAUUUUGUUUUAUUUUUAUUUUUGUCUUCCUGGCUUUCUUUUUAAAAGUUGGUUGAGGUGCCCUACGCAGGCCUGGAACGUGACAGGAUGCAUUUGUUUUGCUGAAAUGCUACAUUCUACUUAACAAUCAGAGGUUGUGUAUUAUGAAACCAUGUAAUGAAAUGAAGACUGUUUAUGCACAUGAUGCCAAAAAUAUUCUAAAUAAAUUAUGCUGAAAUAUUACUGUAAUUCUUUUGCUUUUUGUUGGGAAACAUUUAUAAAUAAAAAAUAAAAUAAAUAAAUAAUAAUAAUAAUAAUAA
Messenger RNA from Myxocyprinus asiaticus (Chinese sucker), 3560 nucleotides. RefSeq names its product ADP-ribosylation factor-like protein 4C. Lineage: Eukaryota; Metazoa; Chordata; Actinopteri; Cypriniformes; Catostomidae. The coding region runs from base 641 to 1219 and encodes 192 amino acids. Gene Ontology annotation, cellular component: cytoplasm. The record is from RefSeq and is a predicted model, not a curated record. Gene Ontology annotation, molecular function: GTPase activity; GTP binding. Gene Ontology annotation, biological process: intracellular protein transport; endocytic recycling. The transcript has a single exon.